Schistosoma turkestanicum is the source of this 2510-nucleotide messenger RNA. Lineage: Eukaryota; Metazoa; Platyhelminthes; Trematoda; Strigeidida; Schistosomatidae. The record is from the annotation of a GenBank genome assembly.
AUGUUGUAUAAAAAUGGUUGUGCAAUUGAACGAAUUCUAAAAUGUAAAUUAUCCAAAAAUGAUUUUGAUAAUUUAUUAUUCUGGUCUGGUUCUAUCUGUCAUUUGGAUGGCGAAAAACCGGCAUUUAAACAUUUUAUUAUUGGACAAGAAUGGUUAUGUACAAUGAAUCAUCCACAGAGAGAAUUGGAAAGUAAAAUAUAUUUCAAUUCAAUUUUAGAUAUUCAAUGUAUUGGUGAUUUAGCUAUGUUUUUAACUUGUCAAAUUACACGAAAUUAUAAUCAUAUAUGCGUUGAGUUUGUUAGUAAAUUGACUGGACAACAUCAGAAAGCUGUCAAAUCUAUUAAGAAAACUAAACGAAGAGUAAAAUUUACGCAAAACUUAGAAACAGAGAACAAGGAAUAUACUUUCAAAGAUAAUAAGAACACUGGUCAACCAGUUGGGAUAUUAUCCUCAAAAGUUGAUUCAUUUAGUGAAAAUUAUCCUAAUGAUCAAAUGUUCAAUGUCAUACGAAAAUUACACAUUUAUUUAACUGAUACAAAUUUUAUUGGAUAUGAUAUUUUACAAAAAGCAAUGAAUGCAUGGUAUCAUUCAAAUAAACAAUUUCAAAAUAUGAUUAAAAAUCUUAUACAUUUAAAUAAAUUUCAACUUCCACUAACUGUAUGCACAAAUCAACAAUCAACUAAUGAAAAUAUUGAAACAUUGAUCAAUAAUGUAACUAGAAAAAAUACUAUAGUUUAUUCAACAACUGCUAUCAAUGAAGAUUUACAACAGUUAAUGAGUAUGUUUAAACCAUAUUUUAAAAAUAACAUCAAAGCAUCUACCGGGAUAAAUCAUAUUCAAUUGAAUAAAACAAUUGAUCAUUGGAUAAGUCAAAGUAAACUGAUGAUGAAUGAGUCAUUCAAUGAAAAAUCGAUAAAGUGUGAUUUAAUUUCUUCGAUCGAUCAACAACUCAGUCAAUUGCAUGAUAAUUUAUUACAAAAUCUUAUCAAUUAUCUUUUGACUGAUCAUGUUGUAAAAAUAUUAUUAAAUAAAGCAAUUACAAUUAUGGAGAUACUUGUAACACAAAUUAGAUUUACACUACCUUCACAAUCAAUUUAUCUUGCAAGCCAAGUCACACAGGAGUUUGAUGAACCAGAAAGUUGUGAUAAACACAUCACAUCAACUCAUUCGAAACAAACAUCAAGUGAUCAUCGUAUGAAACUUGUCAUUCGUCUCAUGAACACAAUCAAUUUGUUACUUCCAUACAUUCUACCAAUAUUCUCACAAUCAAAUAGAAAUCAUCGUCUAUUGAAUACACAUGAAAUUGCAAUCACUGUUGAUGAGGUUGUUAUGAGAAGGAGAUUGGAAGGAAUUAUUUCAUGUCUGAUUGAACAUUUAAUACAGUUGCCAUCUAUAAUUGAUGAGUUCUCAUCAGAUUAUGUGAAUCGAGAAUGUCCUGGCCAAUCUAACUGUUUUCAAAUUGAAUUGGAAUCAUGGAUUCGACAAUAUGAAAUGUCGAGAUUGGAUAUAAUGUGUAAAGAAUUUGUAUGCAUUGAUCAAUGGCUACCAGAAAUAUUGAACAACACAAAUUCAUGCCCAACCACAACAUCAUCAAUUCGGAAUAUUUUGAAAAAUCACACUGAACUAGGUGUUUUUAUACAUCAAUUAAAUUAUCAAUUGAAUUGUUUCUUUUCUGAACUUAUUUCAAAUACAUCUAAUGAUGUAUCAGUUAAAUUUCCCACCACCAAUAUGAUAACCAAUCAUCAAUCAAAUAUUUGUCAAAUUGAUUGGAUUAAACAACUCAUUUAUCAUGUAAUAAUCAAAUCGAAAAAAUCAAUGAUCUAUUUCAUAGAUUGCCUUUUAGCGCAUGCAUGUACAACAUUCAAUUUAAUCAAGUCAAAAAAACUGACCAAUCAUCAUGAUGACAUUAUCAAAAAUGGAGUUUGGUUUAAUUUGAACAUUGAACAAAAAGAAGAAUAUGUCGCCACAAUCAUUCGUUCAUUAUUCAUCAUUGAUUGGUUCACAGAACAUUAUUCAAAUUUUUUAAUUGAAUCACUCAUAAAAGAUGUAGGAUUUAAAGAUUUACUUUAUCUAUUUAAUACAAAAAAUAUUAUUUCUUUAGUUGAUAAAUUAUCUGAAAUAACUACAUUGAAUUUAGUACAAAUUAAAUUAGUCAAAUGUGUACUCAUUGCAUUAGUGAGUCGAUUAUAUGAGAAAUUUCAAAUGAAAAGUUCAAUUUCAUGAUGAGUUAAACUACUUAAAUAUGAAGAGUAAUGAUAAUGUGCACUAUGAGAAUGUAUAAAUGUUUUAAUCACCUAUUUAUUGUAGAGUAAUUAUUUACACUUAAACAAUGCGUUAUAUAUCUAUCUAUUGAUCGUGGGGAUGUAUACUUGUAAAUACAUUCAUCUAUUGAUUAAUUGAUGUGAAAUCCUUUACUCUUGUUAGUUCAGUGUAUAUCAUAUAAAUCUGGCUGCAUGUACCUACCUCAUUUUGUUUGAUUUUCAAGUUGAAAUAAAAAUCUAUGCUUACAA